Molecule: messenger RNA, 1780 nt
Organism: Amblyraja radiata (thorny skate)
Lineage: Eukaryota; Metazoa; Chordata; Chondrichthyes; Rajiformes; Rajidae
Product: transient receptor potential cation channel subfamily V member 6-like
Exons: 11
Coding region: 54-1742 (562 amino acids)
Biological process (GO): calcium ion import across plasma membrane
Cellular component (GO): plasma membrane
Molecular function (GO): protein binding; calcium channel activity
Source: RefSeq, a predicted model, not a curated record
GUGACUUCUGACCUAUGCGUGACCUGUGACCCCCAGGGGAGACGGCCCUCCACAUGGCGGUGGUCAACCAAGAUGCGCGAUUGGUCCGAGAGCUGGUGGCGCGAGGGGGAGACGUCCAGACCCCCCGAGCAACGGGCAACUUGUUCACCCGCGGACCCCACACCCAGAGUGGACCCCCCACUGCGGCCCUGGUCUACUGUGGGGAACACAUCCUGUCGUUUGCCGCCUGCACGGGGAACGAGGAGAUUGUCCGGGCGGUGGUCGCUGCCGGCGCCGAUAUCAGAGCGACAGAUUCACUGGGGAACACGGUCUUCCACCUGUUGACCCUGCAGCCAGACCGCAUUACCUGCUGCCGCACCUACGACCUGAUCGAGAGUCUGGAGAGGGAGAGGGGGGGCGAGGGGGGGGGCGGGGACAUCCCCAAUAACCAGGGACUCACCCCCCUCAAGAUGGCCGCUGUGGAGGGGAACGUGGUGAUGUUCCAGCACCUGAUGACCAGGAGGUGUCUCGGGGAGUGGAGGUUGGGGGGAGUGACGACUCGACUCUAUGACCUGGAGCAUCUCGACUCGUCCAACGAUGACCAGUCAAUCCCCACUCUGGUUCUGGCCAGUCCCAGACCACAGGCACUCUGCAUCCUGGACCUGUCUCCGUUGAAGGAGUUGAUCUCACUGAAGUGGGAGGGUUGUGGAAGACAUUAUUUCCGUCUCCUCACGCUGGUCUACAUCCUCUACAUCAUCACCUUCACCCUCUGCUGUGUACACCGGCCCCUCUCUCCCCGUGUCCACAACGUCACCGACCCCAGAGACACAACCGUGAUGGUGCAGAGACGUCUACAGGAGGCGUACACGAGCCGUGACGACCAGAUCCGUCUGGUGGGAGAGAUGAUCAGUGUGGUGGGGGCCAUCAUCACCCUGCUGCUGGAGAUCCCAGACAUUUUCCGGUACGGGGCACGAAGAUAUUUUGGUAAAACUGCUCUUGGCGGCCCCUUCCACAUCAUCAUCAUGAGUUACUCGUGUCUGGUGUUGACCAUCUUGGUGUUGAGACUGACAGAGACGGGGGGAGAGGGCAUCCUCAUGUCCCUCGCUCUGGUCCUGGGAUGGACCAACCUCAUCUACUUUGGCCGAGGCUUCCCCAUGCUGGGUCCGUUCACCAUCAUGCUCUCUGCAGCUUUCCAUUUGACAUUCCAGACCCUGGAGCCGGACCUAUGGCCCCAUUUCCGUGACUUCAGCAGCUGCCUGUUCACCAUGUUCCAGCUGUUCCUCGGCCUGCUGGACAUCCCCAUCAACUACCAGCGUUGGACCCCCAACAUCAUCAAGGUCCUCUACGUCUCCUACAUGGUCUUUGCCUUCCUGCUGAUGGUCAACCUGCUCAUCGCCAUGAUGGGCGACACGCAUUGGAGGGUGGCCCAUCAACGGGACCAGCUGUGGAGGGCUCAGGUUGCUGCCACCACGAUACUCCUGGAGCGACACAUCCCCCGGUGUCUGUGGCCCAGGGUCGGCAUCGACGGGGAGAGACUGGGUCUGGGAGAGAGAUGGUUCCUCAGGGUAACAGAGCGGGCUGACCAGUGUGGGCAGAAGAGGCAGCGAUACUCCCGGCAGCCCGAGUUCGCGGGGAGGGAGGGGGGAGCGCUGGGCGAGAGGGAUGCAAGAGGGGGGAGACUGGGGCAGGGGUGGGAGACAGUGCGGAGAUCUGCGCUCACCAGACCGUUCGGCCCACGGUCUGAGUGGGUGUUUCAUGUAUGAACGGGGGGAGGGGGGGGAAGAGAGGGAGGGGGAGAGGG